AUGACUUCAAAAGGCAAAGAGAUCUAUAAUACAAUAAAACGUUCACUUGGUUCGCAAUCAUUCAGCAGCGCCAGUUCAUCGAGCACCACAAAUGGGGUACGAUACGUCGGUGGCUCAUCAACCAAAUGGAUCCAUCCACCUGAUAUUUUGCUGAAUGGUCGUGUGGAGUAUUCGGUGAAAAUGCUCGGAUUCACUGAGGUAACAGAGCCAAAAGGAACGCAUGUCAUCCGAGACGCUAUCCACGCCAUACGUUUUCAGCUUCAGGUGAACCGAGGCAUUACUGGACAUUCAGGAUCGAAACUGAAAAAAGUGGAUUUACAAAUUAGCGUGGAUGGUCUAACAAUUAUUGACUCAAAGACAAAGAUGAUUCUCUUCAAAUAUCCGUUGCAUCGAAUCUCAUUUUGUGCUGAUGACAAACAAGAUAAAAGAGUUUUUUCAUUCAUUGCAAAAGCAGAAUCUUCGAGUCGGCAUGAUUGUUUCGUGUUUUUGAGUGAAAAACUUGCCGAACAAAUAACUCUGGCCGUUGGCGAAGCAUUUGAUCUUGCUUAUCAGAAAUUUCUAGAAAAAAAUGGACGAGAUUUGGAAAAUCGCAAGCAGCUCAUCGUUUUGAGGAAGCGAAUAGUAGAACUUGAGCAUGAAAAUAAUGAGCUGAAAGAGAAAUUAGCACGCGCAUUAAGAAGCCAGGAAGAACCAGUACCACCGUUGCCGAGUACACCAAUGCCUCGCGAGCCACCGCCUGGUAUUGCAACAAAUGAGGUUAUACCAGCGAUCGUGCCACCUCCAAUGAUCCCGAGGAGACAUCAUGGAUACACCGCUGUAACAAAUAAUGAGCCUUCGGAUGCAAAUGCGCCACAGGUGGGAAGGCGACUGGAAAAUUUACAGUUGGAUAAAAUGGAGGAUCUCUUCGAUGAUGAAUUUGAUCCACGGGCGGAUGAGCGGAAAAAAGCAGCCGAAGCAAAAAACAAGGAUAAAUUUGGUCUCGACCCAUUUGGUGAUGAUUUCAUGAACGAUGUUCUUGUGGAUAAACGUCUAACGGAAUUACGCGAUGGAUUUGCGUCCGGUUUGGCAAUGGGUGAUACCGGCGAUUCGGCCCGUGAUUUGCACACCAUCUACAGUAUCCCGACGCAAUCUCCGGAAGCCAGUGCUGCUGGUGGUGAUCUGAAAUCGCUAACGAAUCCCAGCAAUCAAAAUGGCCACACAUGA
Messenger RNA from Gongylonema pulchrum, 1203 nucleotides. Lineage: Eukaryota; Metazoa; Nematoda; Chromadorea; Rhabditida; Gongylonematidae. The record is from the annotation of a GenBank genome assembly.